This is a messenger RNA of Eremothecium gossypii ATCC 10895, 213 nucleotides long. It is a transcript of the gene MCO10, whose product is annotated as Mco10p. The record is from RefSeq and is marked provisional. Lineage: Eukaryota; Fungi; Ascomycota; Saccharomycetes; Saccharomycetales; Saccharomycetaceae. Gene Ontology annotation, biological process: proton motive force-driven ATP synthesis. The transcript has a single exon. The coding region runs from base 1 to 213 and encodes 70 amino acids.
AUGGGUCAAGCUUACAACAUCUUUGGAAAGCCGGUUCAGCCUCAUGUUUUGGUGCUUGGCACGCUAUUCACGCUGUUCGGGGGUGUGUCAUUGUACAAGGCUAGAGGACGUGCGUCGCAGCAGCCCGCCGUAGCUGCUCCUGCAAAAACCACUUCUGAUGAUAUCGAUUUCGAGCAGCUGCUUGGCGAGAUGCUGAAGGAGGAAAAGAACUGA